Messenger RNA from Protopterus annectens (West African lungfish), 4160 nucleotides. RefSeq names its product ankyrin and armadillo repeat-containing protein-like. The record is from RefSeq and is a predicted model, not a curated record. The transcript is spliced from 22 exons. Gene Ontology annotation, molecular function: protein binding. Bases 312 to 4160 code for a protein of 1282 amino acids. NCBI's taxonomy places the organism in Eukaryota, Metazoa, Chordata, Ceratodontiformes, Protopteridae.
AAAAUAACGAUUACUUUGGAGUCACUGAUGUUUGAUUUGUUUUAUUACAUGAAUGCUGAAGAUUUCCAGUUUGUUGCUCAUGUCAAAAUGCUUCAACAACAGAUUAGAUAAGAAUGGUAAAUCCAAUGGGGAAUUGUGGGCUCCACUAUUACUUUAUGAAGAUAAAUUUAAAUCUAACAGCUCUACAUCUCAUCUGCCCUCAAUGUGCAUAAUAACAUAGAAUAUUUACUAAGGUUUCAGUGGUCCUGGAGAUACAGAAAAAUAAGAUGGCUUGGUAGAGGAGGCAAGAUAAGCUUUCCAAGUGACAGGACAUGUCAACAAAAAUGCCAAGAUCUGCUGUCUCAAGUGCCCUUUCACAGCCUGCUGAAAAGAAAGAAGAAACUGACGAUGCCUUUGUAGCUAGUGUGACAGCACAGAGGAUUGCAAACACCUUCCUGGAGAGGUAUAAUCGAAGUGAAUUACAGGAACUGCUUGCCCUGUCAUCCUGCAGCUGGUUACUUCCUAGUGAAGAGUUUCAUUUUCCUGUUGAGCUCCCAAAAGGUAUAAUAGGCCAGUUACAGAAUUUCAGCUAUUCCAAUCUAAUAAUUCUAGCACCUGUGGAGACUCAGAUCACCCUGGACUAUAAAGAAGUUCACCAAAUUGUCAGGGAUUUGGUGACUGGAAUAUACUGCAUGAAUCAGAUCCCAUCCAUUAGACUGGAUGCAAAUUAUGAUAAUAGUACUUUAUGUCAGCUUCCACCGGCAUACUAUGACACACGAGUUGGACAGAUACUAAUAAGUGUGGACUACAUGAUGAAAGCCCUGUGGCAUGGGUCAUUUAUAGCAAAAGAAAAACGAGCCAGAAUUUUAGAACUUUGGCGUUCCAGCAUAGAAAUAGAUGCCAAUGGAGUUCCACAGAUGAAAAAGAAGUAUUUUGCAGAGUUUCUUGCAGCAGGACUCACUGAUAUUUCAGAAGACUCAGAUUUUGACGGGAUAUAUAGCAUAGAUCUCAAUACUGACCCAACAUAUGAACCAAACAGCCCAGAAGAAAAAAGGCUGUUUAUGGAAUAUUCAGAAGACAUCUUGCUGAAACUAACCUGUUACACCACGCAGGUCAAACAGCAUAACAACCUGUUCAUGUAUGAUGCAACAUAUAACCUGACCAAUGCCCUGAGGACAGCUGGUAAAGAACAGCUGGAUGAAACAACUUAUCAGAGGCUUCAAAAGAGGAUCAUCCUCCAGCAAAUGGUUGUGGGGAAGUACUUAGAAAAAAAAAUGGAGAUCAGAAAGAAUCUUGCCUAUUUGAAAUUUAUUAGCUUCCUCACUCCUCUGCUUAUUGCACUAAAGAAGAAAAUGAAAAUACCAGAUAUUAUGCACCUUCUUCCACCUUAUUCAGAUGGCAAACUGAAGACUGAACGUGAGUUGCCCCCACUGUCAAGUGGACCAGGCUUUAAAUGUCAGCAUUUCCCAUAUGAACAGAAUGAAUUCUUUCACCUACAUGGUGGAAUUGAAUUAGAUAUUGGAACUCCUUCAGUUGAGGAUGUUACAGAUGAAAUUAAGGCUGCCUUUGGUGAUAUACAGUGUUUUGCAGCAAGUCACCUGAGCCAACUUCUUGAUCCAGAAGCAACAUACAGACAGAGCUUUCCAUUACCAAUCAUGAACUUUGAUGGAAAGAGUUAUUACGUGAUCUCUAUAGAACUUGAGACCUUCUACCAACAAUUUAAUAGGACCCAGUGGUGGACUGCCAUGAGUGAUGUGAUGAGGACUCAUAAGUCUAAAAGGCUUCCAGUAAAUGAUAUACAAAUGCAUGAGCUUUUCAAGAAAAGAUAUGGCAAUAAAAAGGCUAUUAAAUGUAAGAGUUUGCCACAUGGCCUUAAACUGGCUGCUGAGAGAGGACUUGCAGCUAUAUUUUAUACAUAUUGCCGUAAGAAUUUGCCUUCAUGCCUGAGUUUCCUUGAUGAAGCUGGUUACACACUUGUCCACCUUGCUGCUAUAUACAACAGUGUACCUGUUAUCUGCCAGCUAGCGAUGGCAGGCUUUAAUCUCAAUCAGCAAAGGAGUGAUAAUUUCAAAUGUCAUGGAAGGCAACAAACAUCUUCAUUACAACAUGUCAAAGAAAGAACUGGACCAACCGCUCUACAUUUGGCUGCCCAAUGUGGUUCUCUAGAAGCACUUCUAUGCCUCCUUGCACUACAGGUCAAUUACAAGAUUACAGACAACAGAGGGUGGACUGCAGUGCACUUUGCUGCAUUUCAUGACAAUGUUGGCUGUAUCAGAGCUCUCCUCAGAAAAGAUCCCACUCUGCUGGAAAUGGAAACAAUACCAGACUGUCAGACACCACUACUGCUUGCUGCCACAUCUGGGGCACUUGAUUCCAUCCAGUAUUUUAUGUCUGUUGGUGCUAACUGGAGGAAAACAGAUGGCAAUGGAAACAAUAUGGUAACCUUAGCAACUCUGAAUAUCCACUCUGAAAUUCUCAAGUACCUUAUAGAACUACAUCUCCCAGAACUACCAGUAUGGAACCUACUAGUAGAGAUGCUUAUCUGUGAUGAUGGUCAAAAGAAAGAAAUGGCAGUGAGAUGCAUGGAGAUUCUCUGUCUGGCCAAAACGUCAUACUGGAAGAAUAUAUUGGAUGCAGGUGGAAUCCCUGCUUUGGUGGAGCUGCUGGGAUGUCCAGAUAUAAACUUGCAGUGCAUAUCCUCUGCAGUGCUUUGCAAUAUCUCACAGGAACCCCUUGUGUCCAGGACUCUCUCAGCUGUUGGUGCAAUCCCAGUAGUCAUACAGCUGCUGCACUCAGAACAAGCUGAACUGCAUUCUCGCUGCUCUCUGAUCCUUGCUGAUAUGGCUCGCAUUGACAACAAUCAAAAUGUCAUCACAGAACUUGGUGGCAUCCCACCUUUAGUGAAGCUUUUACACACUAACAUCGAGGAUGUACUAGUGAAUGUUGUCAACUGCAUCCAAGUGCUGUGUGCGAACAACCUGGCAAACAGGAGUUUGUUUCAAAAAGAAGGAGCAAUUCCACCACUUAUUCAGCUACUGUCUAUCAAAUCAGAUGUUCUUCAGACGGCAGCAGCAGCAGCACUUGCAGAACUGGCUCGUGAUCAUAAAGAGAACCAAGUUGCAAUUGCCACUGGGGGGGCAAUCAACUCUCUUGUCAAUAUUGUAUCUGGCAGAAAACUUAGUGUGCAGGUGAAGGCUGCCUUAGCUAUUGGAGUGCUAGCUGAUGGUAGUCCUAACAUACAGGAACAUUUCCUGUCAACUCAUGUUGUGAAACAUCUUCUCAAACUUUUAAAGAUAUUCCAGCUGGAUGUCAAAGAACAGGGAGCAGUAACUUUGUGGACACUAGCAGGUGCCACAAUAAAGCAGCAAAAGCUGAUGGCAGAGCAGAUUGGUUACUACUUCAUUUUUGACAUGCUGCUGUCAUCAUCCGACAAAAUGCAGUAUGUCGGAUGUCAGGCGAUUCUCGCACUUGGCCAAGAAAGCAAAGUCAAUCAAGAUGAAAUUUGUAAAGAAAAUGGGGUGCAUCUUUUGGUUCGCUUAUUACGCAGUUUGAAAACAACAGAACGAACACUUCUAAGUGUAAUUACAGCACUAGGGACCCUUUGCAUAGGUGUAGCCCACACCAACAACCCUAACAGUCAACAGAAAAUUGUUGAAGAACAAGCAUUACCAAUCCUUGUGAAUCUGCUGAAGCAUCACAGCUCUCUUCAGGUCAAGGUUGAAGCAGCAUGUACCCUCGGUUGCAUAGUGCUGGGAAACACCAGCUUGCAAGUUGCCCUAAAGGAAAAAGAAGACUUUAGCUAUACAGAUGUUCUUGAACUUUUGCAAAGUUCAAAUCAGAGCAUCUGUUUACAAGCUGGUUAUGCACUGGCACUGUUUGCUUAUAACAACACUCUGCAGCAGUUCCUGAUACUACAGGCUGGAGGUAUUCAGUUUUCAGCAUUUGAGUCAUUUCUGCAAUCCCCUGUUGAAACUGAGAAGGCCAAGGCUGCAUUCCAGAGUGGACAAGUUGUAUUUGGAGGCUGGGGCUAUGAUGAGGAACCCGUAUUUAAGUUGAGCAAGGAGGAUUCUUUGCCUAUUGCAGCUGUAGCCAGUCUGGAUAAAAGGGGAGAUAUUUCCCAGGUCCAGAAUAAAAGAGAACUGAUCUUUUUCCUGGUGUUUUCAAUGUGGCAAGUUAAGUGA